Messenger RNA from Trematomus bernacchii (emerald rockcod), 1276 nucleotides. RefSeq names its product DPY30 domain containing 2 (gene dydc2). The record is from RefSeq and is a predicted model, not a curated record. Gene Ontology annotation, cellular component: Set1C/COMPASS complex. The coding region runs from base 22 to 1149 and encodes 375 amino acids. The transcript is spliced from 9 exons. Lineage: Eukaryota; Metazoa; Chordata; Actinopteri; Perciformes; Nototheniidae.
AGUCGCUGCAGGCAUACUAACAUGGACUCUGAGUACAUAAAGAGACACCUGGGGAGGUGUCUGGCGGAGGGACUCGCUGAAGUGGCCGAGCAGCGGCCGCCUAACCCCGUCCAGUAUCUGGCCCACUGGCUCUACAAGUUCAACUCUAAUGCAGAGUAUGAGGCUGAGAAAAAGGCCAAUUUGGUGGUCCUGGAGCAGGAGCGAGCAAAAGCAAGAGAAGAAGCGCUGCACCAGGAGAGGCUGAGGGAGGAGGAGAGAAAAAUCAGAGAGGCUGACGAGGAGUCUAAAAAAAUCUCUGAGAAGGAGGAUUCACCCAGAACAGCCACAACCGGAGCUGCUGAGGACAACAAGCCUGUGGCAGAAGAGAAACCAAACACCCCUGUUCCAGAAGUGCAGGGGGACACAGACGAACACCAAAGCGAUGCUCAGGAAAAUGUGAUUGAAUCGGAGGUUACAGAUAAUGAAACCAGUCCACAGUCCCCUGAGAGGAAACCUUUGGAGGCCAGUAGUUCGUCCCUUUCGGAGGUCAAAGAGGAGUCUACAGAUAUCACUGUUGAAAAAAGCGAAGUGGAGCCGAGGAGCGAUCAAGAAGAAGAGAAACAAGAGGAGGGGCCAAGUGUCAAUCAAGUAGAAGAGGAAACCAUAAACACGGAUCAAAUGGAAGUGAAAGGAGAUGAGGAGAAGGUGGUUGAUGGAGCUGACACGACUGAAUCCGAGCGGACUGAAGCUUUACGCUCGACUCCCAGUCGAGACCCUGAUGACUUAGAAACUGACAAACCAGACGAGCUACAAGACAAACAAAGCCCUCGUUCUCCCCGGGACACAGAGAAGCAGGCUGAUGAAGAUGAAACUGGUAAGUUGGAGUCAGCACCGCAGACUGAAGGGCUCAAACAAGAAGAGACCAUUUCUACUGAAGAAACCGAACAGGAGACACAGAAAUCUGGUUCUCCGCCUCUUCAGGAACACGAAAAGGAGGCAGACGGACAACUCACAAGUGAGACCACUGAUAGCUCGGCUCCAGCUGACGGUGACAUAACAAAAGAGGGGACAGAGCUGAGUGAGAAACCAAAAGAGGAGCCGGAAGACUCUCCUCCUGACACAGAGGACGUCCAGGAAAAGGAAGAAGAACAAGAUGCAGAUCAUACGUGAGCAAGGCAGUGUUUUACAAUCCGGUUUAAAUAGUUUUGGUUUAAUGUGAAAAUAUAACACUUCUGUAGAAAUAAACAUUUAUCCCCACUAUAUAUACUUUUUUGUUUAUUCUAAUAUCUAUUUGCUU